Messenger RNA from Chenopodium quinoa (quinoa), 1014 nucleotides. RefSeq lists its product as uncharacterized. Gene Ontology annotation, molecular function: nucleic acid binding; zinc ion binding. Lineage: Eukaryota; Viridiplantae; Streptophyta; Magnoliopsida; Caryophyllales; Amaranthaceae. The record is from RefSeq and is a predicted model, not a curated record. The transcript has a single exon. Bases 1 to 1014 code for a protein of 337 amino acids.
AUGAAGCAAAUUUGGUCCCUUAAUCGAGGAGUGGUGUUUAGAAAAAUUGAGAAUAACCUUUUCAUCAUACAAUUUUUCCAUUGGCGUGACAAGGAGAAAGUGUUGGAUGGGGCACCGUGGAAUUUUGACAAUCAAUUGCUUCUAUUAAAGGACAUUUGUGGGACUGAACAACCUGAAUCAAUAGAAAUAAAACACUGCCCUUUUUGGGUGAGACUCUAUAACCUACCUCUUGAUAGUCGUUCUGACGGUGAUGUGCGUACGAUUGCUGAGAAAAUUGGGCAUGUCAUACAAGUGGAGAGUGAUGAACUAGGGUGGGAUACGUCGAGAAGGGUUCGGGUGAUGGUCGAUGUUACAAAACAUUUGCGAAGGAUUCAAAAGAUUAAGAACAAGCAGGGAAUUAUCACUUAUGUGCAGUUCAAAUAUGAGAGAUUAGCCACAUUUUGCUUUAAGUGUGGGGUUCUUGGACAUACGGAGAAGGAUUGUCCUAAUGUUGAUGAAGAUGAGGAGUUGGAUGAGAAGUUGUGGGGUUUGUGGCUGCGUGAUUCACCUCGAAAAGGCAGAGAGAAGAUUAAGGAAGAAUUGUCAAAAAUUAAAGCUAAGACUAAAUCACUCUCUUUCGCUCAGAAACCUCUUGGAGAUACGGGGGGAGAGGAUAGGGUGUUGAAGCUAAAGGCGGGGCAAGGUGUUAUGAAGGGGUUGGAUUUUACUAGUGGGAUGGAGAAGGAGGAUAAUGUGGGGGCAGAGCUGCUGCCUUCUUCAGAGCUUGAUGUGGUGAGUGUUACUGAUAUGAGUGAGUCGGGGAGAGGUGGUUCUAAAAAUUCUGGGAGUAGUGGAGAUGAGUUGGCUGUGGUGGAGUCUGCUGACUUGGUGGGAAAGGAGGGAAGCGUGAGUGGGGUGGGGAAUUCUACAGGAGAGGUGAGUGGUGUGUUUGAUGUGAAUGGAAAAAAUAAAGGGGUUUUUGUCUUCGAGGCUACCAAAGGUAGGGGUUCGGGGAAAGUUGGAGGUAAAAGCUGA